GGCGGCGCUGGGCCGGUGGCAAGCCCCCGGAGGGAGCCGCAGUAGUACGACGGAAGAUGGCGACGAGCGGCGGCGACGAGGCGGCGGCAGCGGCUCCAGUGCCCGGAGCCCCGGCGACCGGGCAGGACACGACCCCGGGCUGGGAGGUGGCGGUGCGGCCCCUACUGUCCGCGUCCUACUCCGCCUUUGAGAUGAAGGAGUUGCCGCAGCUGGUGGCCUCAGUCAUCGAGAGUGAGUCAGAAAUCCUGCACCACGAGAAGCAGUAUGAGCCAUUCUACUCAUCCUUUGUCGCACUGUCCACACACUACAUCACCACGGUCUGUAGCCUCAUUCCCCGGAACCAGCUUCAGUCGGUGGCAGCGGCCUGUAAAGUCCUCAUUGAGUUUUCUCUCCUUCGUCUGGAGAACCCGGAUGAGGCAUGUGCUGUGUCCCAGAAACACUUGAUUCUGCUGAUCAAAGGCCUGUGCACUGGCUGUAGCCGACUAGACAGAACGGAAAUUAUCACCUUCACAGCAAUGAUGAAGUCCGCCAAGCUUCCACAAACAGUGAAGACGCUUUCAGAUGUGGAAGAUCAGAAAGAGCUGGCGUCUCCAGUAAGCCCUGAGCUAAGGCAGAAGGAGGUACAGAUGAAUUUUUUGAACCAGCUCACCUCAGUUUUUAAUCCUAGAACCGUACCAUCUCCUCCCAUUAGUCCACAGGCUCUGGUGGAAGGAGAAAAUGAUGAGCAGCCAUCCACAGAUCAAGCCUCUGCUGUCAAGACCAAGAACGUGUUCAUAGCUCAGAAUGUGGCUAGCCUUCAAGAGCUUGGUGGCUCAGAGAAGCUGCUCCGAGUGUGCCUGAACCUGCCGUAUUUCCUGCGCUACAUCAAUCGGUUCCAGGAUGCAGUGGUAGCCAAUUCCUUCUUCAUCAUGCCUGCAACAGUAGCUGAUGCCACUGCUGUUCGCAAUGGUUUUCACUCACUAGUGAUUGAUGUAACCAUGGCCUUGGAUACCCUUUCUCUACCUGUGUUGGAACCCCUCAAUCCUUCACGUCUGCAAGAUGUGACAGUUCUCAGCCUCAGCUGUCUGUACGCGGGCGUGAGUGUAGCCACCUGCAUGGCCAUUCUUCAUGUGGGUAGUGCCCAGCAAGUGCGGACAGGGUCCACAAGCUCCAAAGAAGACGACUAUGAAAGUGAUGCGGCCACUAUUGUCCAGAAAUGUCUUGAGAUCUACGACAUGAUCGGACAGGCAAUCAGCAGCUCCCGCCGUGCUGGUGGUGAGCAUUUCCAGAACUUCCAGCUGUUGGGCGCCUGGUGUCUGCUGAAUAGCCUCUUCCUCAUACUGAAUCUCAGCCCCACUGCCCUGGCUGACAAGGGGAAAGAGAAGGACCCAUUGGCUGCUCUCCGAGUCAGAGACAUCCUUUCUCGUACAAAAGAGGGAGUAGGCUCUCCCAAACUGGGGCCUGGCAAAGGGCAUCAGGGAUUUGGAGUGCUCUCAGUGAUCCUGGCAAACCAUGCCAUCAAGCUGCUGACAUCUCUGUUUCAGGACCUGCAGGUGGAGGCGCUCCACAAGGGCUGGGAGACAGAUAGUCCCCCUGCAGUCCUAAGCAUUAUGGCCCAAAGCACCUCCACACAAAGGAUUCAACGGCUGAUUGACUCUGUCCCGCUGACUAACCUGCUCUUGACUUUACUUUCAACUUCAUACAGAAAGGCAUGUGUCCUGCAGCGGCAGAGGAAGGGCUCCAUGAGCAGUGAUGCCAGCGCCUCCACCGACUCCAACACAUACUAUGAGGAUGACUUCAGUAGCACAGAGGAGGACAGCAGCCAAGAUGAUGACAGCGAGCCCAUUUUGGGGCAGUGGUUUGAGGAGACCAUCUCUCCCAGUAAAGAGAAAACUGCACCUCCACCCCCUCCACCACCCCCUCCCCUGGAAAGCUCUCCUCGGGUUAAAAGCCCCAGUAAACAGGCCUCUGGUGAGAAGGGCAACAUCUUGGCCAGUCGCAAAGAUCCUGAGUUGUUCUUAGGUCUGGCUUCCAACAUUCUGAACUUUAUCACAUCUUCCAUGCUGAACUCUCGGAACAAUUUCAUCCGGAACUAUCUGAGUGUGUCUCUUUCAGAGCACCAUAUGGCCACCCUGGCAAGCAUCAUUAAGGAGGUGGACAAAGAUGGACUCAAGGGGUCAUCAGAUGAGGACUUCGCUGCUGCUCUCUAUCACUUCAACCACUCCCUGGUAACUUCUGACCUACAGUCCCCGAACUUGCAGAAUACACUACUACAGCAGCUAGGAGUUGCUCCUUUCUCCGAGGGCCCUUGGCCCCUGUACAUUCACCCCCAAGGCCUCUCUGUGCUCUCUCGUCUCCUGCUUAUCUGGCAACAUAAAGCUGGAGCACAAGGUGACCCUGAUGUCCCAGAAUGCCUGAAAGUGUGGGACAGGUUUUUGUCUACAAUGAAGCAGAGUGCACUGCAGGGGGUGAUGCCCAGUGAGACAGAGGACCUGAAUGUAGAGCACCUGCAGCUGCUGCUCCUCAUCUUCCACAGCUUCUCUGAGAAGGGCCGCAGGACCAUCUUCACCAUGUUGGUGCAGAGCAUCCAGGAGCUGAGUGUGAACAUGGAGGUUCAGAUGCGCUCCGUGCCUUUAACCCUGGCGCGCCUCCUUUUGAUCUUCGACUACCUGCUUCAUCAGUACUCCAAAGCCCCUGUGUAUCUGUUUGAGCAGGUGCAGCACAACCUGCUGAGUCCCCCGUUUGGGUGGGCAAGUGGAUCCCAAGACAGCAGCAGCCGCCGGGCCAACACUCCUCUGUAUCAUGGGUUCAAGGAAGUAGAAGAAAACUGGUCCAAACAUUUUUCAUCAGAUGCAGUCCCACAACCCAGGUUCUACUGCGUCCUGUCCCCAGAGGCUUCUGAGGAGGAUAUGCACCGACUUGAUUCUAUGGCAUGUGAAGUUCUUUUCUCCAAGCUUGUCAAGUACGAUGAACUUUACAGCUCACUGACAGCCCUGCUUGCAGCUGGCUCUCAGUUUGAUACGGUCAGGAGAAAGGAGAAUAAGAAUGUGACUGCCCUGGAGGCCUGCGCCCUGCAGUAUUACUUCUUGAUACUCUGGAGGAUCUUGGGAAUUUUGCCACCUUCAAAGACUUACAUGAACCAGCUGGCCACGAACUUACCUGAGAUGAGUGAAUGUGACAUCUUACACACUCUGCGAUGGUCAUCUCGCCUCCGGAUCAGCUCCUAUGUCAGCUGGAUAAAGGAUCACCUUAUCAAACAGGGCAUGAAGCCCGAGCAUGCUGGCUCUGUCAUAGAACUGACCUCCACCAAGUGUAGCUCAGUGAAGUACGACGUUGAGAUUGUGGAAGAGUACUUCGCCCGACAGAUCUCGUCAUUCUGCUCCAUUGACUGCACCACCGUCCUGCAGUUGCAUGAGAUCCCUAGUCUGCAGUCCAUCUACACCCUGGAUGCAGCUAUCUCAAAGGUCCAGGUCUCUCUGGAUGAGCACUUUUCUAAGAUGGCUGCAGAGACUGACCCUCAUAAGUCAUCUGAGAUCACCAAGAACCUCCUUCCAGCUACACUGCAACUCAUUGACACCUAUGCCUCGUUCACUAGAGCCUAUUUGCUCCAGAACCUUAACGAAGAGGGAUCCGCUGAGAAGCCCUCCCAGGAGAAGCUGCACGGCUUUGCAGCUGUUUUGGCUAUCGGCUCUAGCAGGUGCAAGGCAAACACACUAGGUCCAACGUUGGUGCAGAAUUUACCGUCAUCAGUGCAGACUGUCUGUGAGUCCUGGAAUAAUAUCAACACUAAUGAGUUUCCCAACAUUGGAUCCUGGCGCAAUGCAUUUGCCAAUGACACCAUCCCGUCUGAGAGUUACAUCAGUGCUGUGCAGGCUGCUCACCUGGGGACUCUUUGUGGCCAGAGUCUACCCCUGGCGGCUUCCCUGAAGCAUACCCUCCUCUCCCUGGUCAGGUUGACUGGGGAUCUGAUAGUCUGGUCGGAUGAGAUGAACCCAGCACAGGUCAUCCGGACCCUACUACCCCUUCUGUUGGAGUCGAGCACAGAGAGUGUGGCUGAGAUCAGCAGUAACUCCUUGGAGCGCAUCUUGGGACCUGCGGAGUCUGAUGAGUUUCUGGCUCGUGUGUAUGAGAAGCUGAUCACCGGGUGUUACAGCAUUCUGGCCAACCAUGCAGAUCCCAGCAGUGGGCUGGAUGAGUCCAUCCUGGAGGAAUGUUUGCAGUAUCUGGAAAAGCAGCUGGAGAGCAGCCAGGCCCGGAAAGCCAUGGAGGAGUUCUUCUCUGAUGGUGGGGAACUUGUGCAGAUCAUGAUGGCCACAGCCAAUGAGGACCUCUCUGCUAAAUUCUGUAACCGUGUCUUGAAAUUCUUCACCAAACUCUUCCAACUGACUGAGAAGAGCCCUAACCCAAGCCUCCUUCAUCUCUGUGGCUCUCUUGCCCAGCUGGCCUGCGUGGAGCCGGUGCGCCUGCAGGCCUGGCUCACCCGCAUGACAACAUCACCCCCAAAGGAUUCUGACCAGCUGGAGAUCAUUCAGGAGAACCGGCAGUUGCUGCAGUUGCUGACCACAUACAUCGUGCGGGAAAACAGCUACACUAUGAUUGUGUGUCUUCUUUCUUUGCUUUGGGACAGCAAGAAGUACCUGUCUCAGAAGAAUGUGGUUGAGAAACUGAAUGCCAAUGUAAUGCAUGGAAAGCAUGUGAUGGUCUUGGAGUGCACGUGUCAUAUCAUGUCUUACUUGGCUGAUGUCACAAAUGCCCUGAGUCAGAGUAAUGGCCAAGGACCCAGUCACCUCUCCGUGGAUGGGGAAGAGCGUGUCAUUGAGGUGGAUUCAGACUGGGUAGAAGAGUUAGCGGUGGAGGAGGAAGAUUCCCAGGCUGAGGACUCCGAUGAAGAUUCUCUCUGCAAUAAACUCUGCACCUUCACCAUCACGCAGAAGGAAUUUAUGAACCAGCAUUGGUACCACUGUCAUACCUGUAAGAUGGUGGAUGGGGUGGGUGUGUGCACUGUGUGUGCGAAGGUGUGCCACAAGGAUCAUGAGAUUUCCUAUGCCAAGUAUGGUUCUUUUUUCUGUGACUGUGGAGCCAAAGAAGAUGGCAGCUGCUUGGCACUGGUGAAGCGAACUCCUAGCAGUGGCAUGAGCUCUACCAUGAAGGAGUCGGCAUUUCAGAGUGAACCUAGGGUUUCGGAGAGUUUGGUGCGCCAUGCCAGCACCUCACCAGCUGACAAGGCCAAGGUCACCAUCAGUGAUGGGAAGGUUACUGAUGAAGAGAAGCCCAAGAAGAGCAGCCUGUGCCGCACAGUUGAGGGGUGCCGUGAAGAGUUGCAGAAUCAGGCCAAUUUCUCCUUCGCUCCUCUCGUGUUAGACAUGCUCAAUUUCCUCAUGGAUGCCAUUCAGACCAACUUUCAGCAGGCUUCAGCCGUGGGGAGCAGCAGCCGAGCACAGCAGGCCCUUAGUGAGCUGCAUACAGUGGACAAGGUUGUGGAGAUGACGGACCAGCUGAUGGUUCCUACCUUAGGCUCACAGGAAGGUGCCUUUGAGAAUGUUCGGAUGAAUUACAGUGGAGACCAGGGCCAAACUAUACGGCAGCUGAUCAGUGCCCAUGUUCUCAGGCGGGUGGCUAUGUGUGUGCUUUCUUCCCCACAUGGGCGCCGCCAGCAUUUGGCUGUCAGCCAUGAGAAGGGCAAGAUCACAGUGCUACAGCUCUCUGCACUCCUGAAACAAGCGGAUUCCAGCAAGAGGAAGUUGACUCUGACCCGCUUGGCUUCUGCCCCAGUUCCCUUCACAGUGCUGAGUCUCACUGGAAACCCCUGCAAGGAGGACUACCUGGCAGUGUGUGGGCUGAAGGACUGCCAUGUGCUCACCUUCAGUAGCUCGGGCUCUGUUUCGGAUCAUUUAGUGUUACAUCCCCAGUUGGCAACAGGGAACUUCAUCAUCAAAGCUGUGUGGUUACCUGGUUCACAGACUGAGCUGGCCAUUGUCACAGCAGACUUUGUCAAGAUUUAUGACUUGUCUGUUGAUGCCUUGAGUCCUACCUACUACUUUCUCCUGCCGAGCUCAAAGAUAAGAGAUGUUACCUUCCUUUUCAAUGAGGAAGGCAAGAGCAUCAUUGUCAUCAUGUCCUCUGCUGGGUACAUGUACACACAGCUCAUGGAGGAGGCCAGCAGUGCCCAGCAGGGGCCCUUCUACGUCACUAAUGUUCUGGAAAUAAAUCACGAAGACCUGAAGGACAGUAACAGCCAGGUGGCAGGUGGCGGUGUGUCUGUGUACUACUCACAUGUGUUGCAGAUGCUUUUCUUCAGCUACAGCCAGGGCAAGUCCUUUGCAGCCACCGUCAGCAGGAGCACUCUGGAGGUGCUGCAGCUCUUCCCCAUCAACAUCAAAAGCUCCAAUGGUGGCAGUAAGACUUCUCCUGCCCUUUGCCAGUGGUCUGAAGUGAUGAACCACCCUGGCUUGGUCUGUUGUGUCCAGCAAACUACUGGCGUGCCUCUGGUAGUCAUGGUGAAACCAGACACUUUCCUCAUCCAGGAGAUUAAGACUCUUCCCGCCAAAGCAAAGAUCCAAGACAUGGUUGCCAUUAGGCACACUGCCUGCAAUGAACAGCAGCGGACGACCAUGAUCCUGCUGUGUGAGGAUGGCAGCCUGCGCAUUUACAUGGCCAAUGUAGAGAAUACCUCUUACUGGCUUCAGCCCUCCCUGCAGCCCAGCAGCGUCAUCAGCAUCAUGAAGCCUGUGCGAAAGCGCAAAACAGCUACGAUCACUGCCCGCACAUCCAGCCAGGUGACCUUCCCCAUCGACUUUUUUGAACACAACCAACAGCUGACAGAUGUGGAAUUUGGUGGUAAUGACCUCCUGCAAGUCUACAAUGCACAACAGAUAAAGCACAGGCUGAACUCCACUGGCAUGUACGUGGCUAACACCAAGCCUGGCGGCUUCACCAUUGAGAUUAGUAACAACAGCAGCACUAUGGUGAUGACAGGCAUGCGGAUCCAGAUUGGGACCCAGGCAAUUGAACGGGCCCCAUCAUACAUCGAGAUCUUUGGCAGGACCAUGCAGCUCAAUCUGAGCCGUUCCCGCUGGUUUGACUUUCCCUUCACCAGAGAGGAAGCCUUGCAGGCUGACAAGAAGCUGAACCUCUUCAUCGGUGCCUCAGUGGAUCCAGCAGGCGUUACCAUGAUAGAUGCUGUAAAAAUUUAUGGCAAGACUAAGGAACAGUUUGGCUGGCCUGAUGAACCCCCAGAAGAAUUCCCUUCUGCCUCUGUCAGCAACAUCUGUCCUUCCAACCUGAAUCAGAGCAAUGGCACUGGGGAGAGUGACUCAGUCGCUCCAACUACGACCAGUGGAACUGUCCUGGAGAGGCUGGUUGUGAGUUCUUUGGAAGCCCUGGAAAGCUGCUUUGCUGUUGGCCCAAUCAUCGAGAAGGAGAGAAACAAGCAUGCAGCCCAGGAGCUGGCCACUUUGCUGCUUUCCCUGCCAGCACCUGCCAGUGUCCAACAGCAGUCAAAGAGCCUCCUGGCCAGCCUACACACCAGCCGCUCAGCCUAUCACAGCCACAAGGACCAGGCCUUGCUGAGCAAAGCUGUGCAGUGUCUCAACACAUCCAGCAAAGAAGGCAAGGACUUGGACCCUGAGGUGUUCCAGCGGCUAGUGAUCACAGCUCGCUCGAUUGCCAUCAUGCGUCCUAGCAACCUUGUGCACUUUACGGAGUCCAAGCUGCCCCAGAUGGAAACAGAAGGAGCAGAUGAGGGGAAAGAACCACAGAAGCAGGUGGAAGGAGAUGGCUGUAGUUUCAUCACUCAGCUUGUGAACCACUUCUGGAAACUCCAUGCUUCUAAGCCCAAGAAUGCCUUCUUGGCACCUGCCUGCCUGCCAGGCCUCACUCAUAUUGAAGCUACUGUUAAUGCACUGGUAGACAUUAUCCAUGGCUAUUGUACCUGCGAGCUGGACUGUAUCAACACAGCAUCCAAGAUCUACAUGCAGAUGCUGUUGUGUCCUGACCCUGCAGUGAGCUUCUCCUGCAAACAAGCUCUAAUUCGAGUCCUAAGGCCCAGGAACAAGCGGAGACACGUGACUUUGCCCUCCUCCCCUCGAAGCAACACACCAAUGGGAGACAAGGAUGAUGACGAUGAUGAUGACGCAGAUGAGAAAAUGCAGUCAUCAGGCAUCCCCGAUGGUGGUCACAUUCGUCAGGAAAGCCAGGAACAGAGUGAGGUAGACCACGGAGAUUUUGAGAUGGUGUCUGAGUCGAUGGUUCUGGAAACAGCUGAAAAUGUCAACAAUGGCAACCCUUCUCCCCUGGAGGCCCUGCUGGCAGGUGCUGAGGGCUUUCCUCCCAUGCUGGACAUCCCACCUGAUGCAGAUGACGAGACCAUGGUUGAACUAGCCAUUGCCCUGAGCCUGCAGCAGGACCAGCAAGGCAGCAGCAGCAGUGCCCUGGGCCUGCAGAGCCUGGGACUAUCCGGCCAGGCACCCAGCUCUUCCUCUCUGGACGCAGGAACCCUCUCUGACACCACAGCAUCAGCUCCAGCCUCAGAUGAUGAGGGCAGCACCGCAGCGACUGAUGGCUCCACCCUGCGGACCUCGCCCGCUGACCAUGGCGGGAGUGUGGGCUCAGAGAGCGGGGGAAGUGCCGUGGACUCUGUGGCUGGCGAGCACAGUGUGUCUGGCCGGAGCAGUGCAUAUGGUGAUGCCACAGCUGAGGGGCACCCAGCUGGACCAGGGAGCGUCAGCUCAAGCACAGGCGCCAUCAGCACCACCACUGGGCACCAGGAGGGAGAUGGCUCUGAGGGAGAAGGUGAAGGGGAAGCUGAAGGAGAUGUGCACACUAGCAACAGACUGCACAUGGUUCGUCUGAUGCUGUUGGAGAGAUUACUGCAGACACUACCCCAGUUACGAAACGUUGGGGGUGUCCGAGCCAUCCCAUACAUGCAGGUCAUUCUGAUGCUCACAACAGAUCUGGAUGGAGAAGAUGAGAAAGACAAGGGGGCCCUGGACAACCUGCUCUCCCAGCUCAUUGCUGAGCUUGGCAUGGACAAAAAGGAUGUCUCCAAGAAGAACGAGCGCAGUGCCUUGAACGAAGUCCAUCUGGUUGUAAUGAGACUCCUGAGUGUCUUCAUGUCCCGCACCAAGUCUGGUUCCAAGUCUUCCAUCUGUGAGUCAUCUUCCCUCAUCUCCAGUGCUACGGCAGCAGCCCUGCUGAGCUCGGGGGCUGUGGACUAUUGUCUCCAUGUGCUCAAGUCUCUGCUGGAAUACUGGAAGAGCCAGCAGAAUGAUGAGGAGCCCGUGGCCACCAGCCAAUUGUUGAAACCACACACAACAUCAUCCCCACCAGAUAUGAGUCCAUUCUUUCUCCGCCAAUAUGUGAAGGGUCAUGCUGCUGACGUGUUUGAAGCCUACACCCAGCUGCUCACAGAAAUGGUCCUGCGACUUCCCUACCAAAUCAAAAAGAUUGCAGACACCAGCUCUCGAAUUCCUCCUCCUGUCUUUGAUCACUCCUGGUUCUACUUUCUCUCCGAGUACUUAAUGAUCCAGCAGACCCCUUUUGUGCGUCGCCAAGUUCGAAAACUUCUGCUCUUCAUCUGUGGAUCAAAGGAGAAGUACCGACAGCUCCGAGAUCUGCACACCCUGGACUCCCAUGUGCGUGGGAUCAAGAAGCUGCUGGAAGAGCAGGGCAUCUUCCUCCGGGCCAGUGUGGUCACAGCCAGCUCUGGCUCUGCUUUGCAGUAUGACACGCUCAUCAGCCUGAUGGAGCAUCUGAAGGCCUGUGCAGAGAUUGCCGCCCAGCGAACCAUCAACUGGCAGAAGUUCUGCAUCAAAGAUGACUCUGUCCUCUACUUCCUCCUGCAAGUGAGUUUCCUGGUGGACGAGGGGGUGUCCCCCGUGCUGCUGCAGCUACUCUCCUGUGCCCUUUGUGGGAGCAAAGUCCUCGCAGCCCUGGCAGCCUCCACAGGGUCCUCCAGUGUGGCUUCCUCAUCAGCCCCUGCUGCAACCAGUUCUGGACAAGCAACAACUCAGUCCAAAUCUACCAAAAAGAGCAAGAAAGAAGAAAAGGAAAAAGAAAAAGAAGGUGAGAGCUCGGGCAGCCAGGAGGACCAGCUGUGCACAGCUCUAGUGAACCAGCUGAACAGAUUUGCAGACAAGGAGACUCUGAUCCAGUUCCUGCGCUGCUUCUUGUUGGAGUCCAACUCUUCCUCAGUGCGCUGGCAGGCCCACUGCCUGACCCUGCACAUCUACAGAAACUCCAACAAGGCUCAGCAGGAGCUCUUGCUAGAUCUCAUGUGGUCUAUUUGGCCAGAACUCCCAGCAUACGGUCGAAAGGCUGCCCAGUUUGUGGACCUUCUGGGCUAUUUCUCCCUGAAAACUGCACAGACAGAGAAGAAGUUGAAGGAGUAUUCACAGAAGGCCGUGGAGAUUCUGAGGACUCAAAACCACAUUCUCACCAACCAUCCCAACUCCAACAUAUACAACACCUUGUCUGGCUUAGUGGAGUUUGAUGGCUAUUACCUGGAGAGUGACCCCUGCCUGGUGUGUAAUAACCCCGAGGUGCCAUUCUGUUAUAUCAAGCUAUCUUCCAUUAAAGUGGACACACGGUACACCACGACCCAGCAAGUUGUAAAGCUCAUUGGCAGUCACACCAUCAGUAAGGUGACAGUGAAAAUUGGGGACCUGAAGCGGACCAAGAUGGUGCGGACUAUCAACCUGUACUACAACAACCGAACUGUGCAGGCCAUUGUGGAGCUGAAAAACAAGCCAGCUCGCUGGCACAAAGCCAAGAAAGUUCAGCUGACUCCUGGACAGACAGAAGUCAAGAUUGACCUGCCGCUGCCUAUCGUGGCCUCUAACCUGAUGAUGGAGUUUGCAGACUUCUAUGAGAACUACCAGGCGUCCACAGAGACCCUUCAGUGUCCGCGCUGCAGUGCUUCCGUUCCCGCCAACCCCGGCGUCUGUGGCAAUUGUGGCGAGAAUGUCUACCAGUGCCACAAGUGCAGGUCCAUCAACUAUGAUGAGAAGGAUCCCUUCCUCUGCAAUGCCUGUGGCUUCUGUAAAUAUGCCCGCUUUGACUUCAUGCUUUACGCCAAGCCUUGCUGCGCUGUGGAUCCUAUCGAGAACGAAGAAGAUCGAAAGAAGGCUGUUUCCAACAUUAACACACUUCUGGACAAAGCUGACCGGGUUUACCAUCAGCUCAUGGGACAUCGGCCACAGCUGGAGAACCUACUCUGCAAAGUGAAUGAAGCAGCUCCAGAAAAGCCACAGGAAGACUCCGGAACGGCAGGGGGCAUCAGCUCCACUUCAGCCAGUGUGAAUCGCUACAUUCUGCAGCUGGCUCAGGAGUAUUGUGGAGACUGCAAGAACUCAUUUGAUGAGCUUUCCAAAAUCAUCCAGAAAGUUUUUGCUUCACGCAAAGAGCUCUUAGAAUAUGAUCUGCAGCAAAGGGAAGCAGCCACAAAGUCAUCCCGAACAUCCGUGCAGCCCACGUUCACUGCCAGCCAGUACCGUGCUUUGUCUGUCUUAGGCUGUGGCCACACCUCCUCCACCAAGUGCUAUGGCUGUGCCUCAGCUGUCACAGAGCACUGCAUAACACUACUGAGGGCCCUAGCCACCAAUCCAGCUCUGAGGCACAUCCUCGUCUCCCAGGGCCUCAUCCGAGAGCUCUUUGAUUACAACCUCCGCAGAGGGGCUUCAGCCAUUCGUGAAGAGGUCCGCCAGCUCAUGUGCCUCCUGACUAGAGACAACCCAGAGGCCACCCAGCAAAUGAACGACCUGAUCAUUGGCAAAGUCUCCACAGCCCUGAAAGGCCACUGGGCCAAUCCUGACCUGGCAAGCAGUCUUCAGUAUGAGAUGUUGCUGCUGACGGAUUCCAUCUCCAAGGAGGACAACUGCUGGGAGCUCCGCUUACGCUGUGCACUCAGUCUUUUCCUUAUGGCCGUGAACAUCAAAACACCAGUGGUUGUUGAGAACAUCACCCUUAUGUGCCUGCGGAUCUUACAGAAGCUGAUUAAGCCACCUGCCCCAACCAGCAAGAAAAACAAGGAUGUCCCUGUUGAGGCCCUCACCACGGUGAAGCCAUACUGCAACGAGAUCCAUGCCCAGGCCCAGCUGUGGCUCAAGAGAGAUCCCAAGGCAUCUUACGAAGCCUGGAAGAAGUGUCUGCCCACCCGAGGAGUAGAUGGCAAUGGGAAGUCCCCCAGCAAGUCAGAGCUCCACCGUCUCUACUUAUCUGAGAAGUAUGUGUGGAGAUGGAAACAGUUCCUGAGCCGGCGGGGGAAGAGGACCACCCCUCUCGACCUCAAGCUGGGCCACAACAACUGGCUGCGGCAGGUACUCUUUACCCCAGCGACACAGGCAGCACGGCAAGCAGCAUGUACCAUCGUGGAAGCUCUUGCUACUGUCCCCAGCCGCAAGCAACAGGUCCUUGACCUCCUCACCAGUUACCUGGACGAGCUGAGUGUAGCUGGGGAGUGUGCUGCAGAGUACCUGGCUCUCUACCAGAAACUCAUCGCCUCAUGUCACUGGAAAGUCUACCUGGCUGCUCGGGGAGUCCUGCCCUAUGUGGGCAACCUCAUCACCAAGGAAAUCGCCCGCUUGCUGGCCCUGGAGGAGGCCACCCUGAGCACAGAUCUGCAGCAGGGCUAUGCCCUCAAAAGUCUUACAGGCCUUCUCUCCUCCUUUGUAGAGGUGGAGUCCAUCAAAAGGCAUUUUAAGAGCCGCCUGGUGGGCACUGUGCUGAAUGGGUACCUGUGCUUGCGGAAGCUAGUGCUGCAGAGGACCAAGCUCAUCGAUGAGACUCAGGACAUGCUGUUGGAGAUGCUAGAGGACAUGACCACAGGAACAGAGUCUGAAACCAAAGCCUUCAUGGCUGUGUGCAUUGAGACAGCCAAGCGCUACAAUCUGGAUGACUACCGGACUCCUGUGUUCAUCUUUGAGAGACUGUGCAGCAUCAUUUACCCUGAGGAGAAUGAAGUCACUGAGUUCUUUGUGACCCUGGAGAAGGAUCCCCAGCAAGAGGACUUUCUACAGGGCAGGAUGCCUGGAAACCCGUAUAGCAGCAAUGAGCCAGGCAUUGGGCCUCUUAUGAGGGACAUAAAGAACAAGAUUUGCCAGGACUGUGACUUGGUGGCUCUUCUGGAGGAUGACAGUGGGAUGGAGCUCCUAGUGAACAAUAAGAUCAUCAGCCUGGACCUGCCUGUGGCGGAGGUUUACAAGAAGGUCUGGUGUACCACGAAUGAGGGAGAACCCAUGAGGAUUGUUUAUCGAAUGCGGGGGCUGCUGGGUGAUGCCACUGAGGAGUUCAUUGAGUCCCUGGACUCCACCACAGAUGAAGAAGAAGAUGAGGAAGAAGUGUACAAGAUGGCCAGUGUGAUGGCCCAGUGUGGGGGUCUAGAAUGCAUGCUUAACAGACUAGCAGGAAUCAAAGAUUUUAAGCAGGGACGCCACCUUCUAACAGUGCUGCUGAAGCUGUUUAGUUACUGCGUAAAGGUGAAAGUCAACCGGCAACAGCUGGUUAAGCUGGAAAUGAACACUCUGAAUGUCAUGCUGGGGACUUUAAACUUGGCUCUGGUAGCUGAACAAGAGAGCAAGGACAGCGGAGGAGCUGCUGUGGCUGAGCAGGUGCUGAGCAUCAUGGAGAUCAUUCUAGAUGAGUCCAAUGCAGAGCCCCUGAGUGAGGACAAGGGCAACCUCCUCCUCACAGGUGACAAGGAUCAACUGGUGAUGCUCUUGGACCAGAUCAACAGCACCUUUGUUCGCUCCAACCCUAGUGUGCUCCAGGGUCUGCUGCGUAUCAUCCCAUACCUGUCCUUUGGAGAGGUGGAGAAGAUGCAGAUUCUGGUGGAGCGGUUCAAGCCUUACUGCAGCUUUGAUAAGUACGAUGAAGAUCACAGUGGGGAUGACAAAGUCUUCCUGGAUUGUUUCUGCAAAAUUGCUGCUGGUAUCAAGAACAACAGCAAUGGACACCAGCUGAAGGAUCUCAUCCUGCAGAAGGGAAUCACUCAGAAUGCUCUGGACUACAUGAAAAAGCAUAUCCCCAGUGCCAAGAAUUUGGAUGCUGACAUCUGGAAAAAGUUUUUGUCUCGCCCUGCUCUGCCUUUUAUUUUGAGGCUUCUUCGGGGAUUGGCCAUGCAGCACCCCGCCACUCAGGUUCUGAUUGGAACGGACUCCAUCACAAACCUGCAUAAACUAGAGCAGGUAUCCAGUGAUGAGGGCAUUGGGACCCUGGCUGAGAACCUGCUGGAGGCCCUGCGAGAACACCCUGAUGUGAACAAGAAGAUUGAUGCUGCCCGCAGGGAGACCCGAGCUGAAAAGAAGCGCAUGGCCAUGGCCAUGAGGCAGAAGGCUCUCGGCACUCUGGGCAUGACGACAAAUGAAAAGGGCCAAGUGGUGACCAAGACUGCGCUCCUGAAGCAGAUGGAAGAGCUGAUAGAGGAGCCAGGCCUCACGUGCUGCAUCUGCAGGGAGGGAUACAAGUUCCAGCCCACAAAGGUCUUAGGCAUUUAUACCUUCACCAAGCGGGUAGCUUUGGAAGAGAUGGAGAACAAGCCCCGGAAACAGCAGGGCUACAGUACUGUGUCCCAUUUCAACAUUGUGCACUACGAUUGUCACCUAGCUGCCGUCAGAUUGGCUAGAGGCCGGGAAGAGUGGGAGAGUGCUGCCCUGCAGAAUGCCAACACAAAGUGCAAUGGGCUCCUUCCAGUGUGGGGCCCCCACGUCCCUGAAUCUGCUUUUGCCACUUGUUUAGCAAGGCACAACACUUACCUCCAAGAAUGUACGGGCCAGCGGGAACCCACGUACCAGCUCAACAUCCAUGACAUUAAACUACUAUUCCUGCGUUUCGCCAUGGAGCAAUCGUUCAGUGCAGACACUGGUGGGGGCGGCCGGGAGAGCAACAUCCACCUGAUCCCAUACAUCAUUCACACCGUGCUUUACGUCCUGAACACAACCCGAGCGACAUCCCGAGAGGAGAAGAACCUACAAGGCUUCCUGGAGCAGCCCAAAGAGAAGUGGGUGGAGAGCGCCUUCGAGGUAGACGGGCCCCACUACUUCACCAUCCUGGCUCUGCACGUCAUACCCCCUGAGCAGUGGAGAGCCAUGCGUGUGGAGAUCCUUCGCAGGCUGCUGGUGGCCUCACAUGCCCGUGCAGUGGCUCCAGGAGGAGCUACCAGGCUAACGGAUAAGGCAGUGAAGGACUAUUCUGCCUACCGUUCUUCCCUGCUCUUCUGGGCUCUUGUUGAUCUCAUUUACAACAUGUUUAAGAAGGUGCCCACCAGUAACACGGAGGGCGGCUGGUCCUGCUCUCUGGCUGAGUACAUCCGCCACAAUGACAUGCCCAUCUACGAAGCUGCCGACAAAGCCCUGAAAACCUUCCAGGAGGAGUUCAUGCCAGUGGAGACCUUCUCAGAGUUCCUCGAUGCAGCAGGUCUUCUGUCAGAAGUCACCGAUCCAGAGGGCUUCCUAAAGGACCUGUUGAACUCAAUUCCCUGACAAUCCCCAUGGAAAUGAGAUCACGGAAAUGAAGCUCGCUUGCCUUCCUCCCUCAUUCGCCCCUCCGUGUGCAUUCACUUCCCCCACGGAUGCUGCAUUAGCACCCCCUCUCCUCCCUCAUUUUUCUCGGAGUGGCUUGGGGUUUGUAGACUUCCUGUUCUAUCGCGUGUGUGUGCUGCGUUGGCUAUGAAGUUGUUUGUAGCCCAAGCCGUUGAAGGACCUAUACAUACCUAGGAGCUGUGAGCUGUCCCAGCCAGCUUGAGUGUUCACAUCUUGAAAUAAAUGAAUGACUUGGUACACAUUGGAAAGG
Messenger RNA from Microtus ochrogaster (prairie vole), 15762 nucleotides. RefSeq names its product ubiquitin protein ligase E3 component n-recognin 4 (gene Ubr4). Gene Ontology annotation, biological process: ubiquitin-dependent protein catabolic process. Bases 57 to 15452 code for a protein of 5131 amino acids. Gene Ontology annotation, molecular function: ubiquitin-protein transferase activity; zinc ion binding; protein binding. The transcript is spliced from 106 exons. Gene Ontology annotation, cellular component: cytosol; nucleoplasm; centrosome. Lineage: Eukaryota; Metazoa; Chordata; Mammalia; Rodentia; Cricetidae. The record is from RefSeq and is a predicted model, not a curated record.